GCAAGCGAUUGUAAGCGAGUGACAUUCGAGGCCGACGACGUCGCAUUCCUAAAGUAGCCGCCGGCAGGAAGCCGAGAGGACGAAUCCACGUUUUAGUCACAAGCUAUGCGUCAUAAGCAAAGAAAACGGGAGGAUUUAUCCGAAAAGGGAACUUCCACAGUGGCUCCUGUUACUGACUUUAGUCAGGGAUGAUUGCAAGAUUCGUGGAAAGAUAUAAUACCCACCCGCUUCUCUCUUUGCCCGGUCUCACUUCCUUUCUUUCCCCCCAAUGUCCACACGAGCCUCCAGUUUUGACGAUACCCGGACGCUCCAGCCCGACCAACAACUACCUGAGGCUGUCGAGCCAAUACAAGUUCAACCAUCUUCAGAAAAGGAAAAGAAUGGCGUUGAUCCAUUUCUUGUCACUCUUGACCCCUCCGAAGACCCACAGUAUUGGUCGGUACUGCAUAAAUGGUUUGUGACUAUCCUAGGUGGUAUCCUGGUGCUUAACGCAACAUUCGCGAGUUCAGCACCGUCUGGCAUUGUUGAACAAGUUAUGAAAGAAUACAACAUGUCAACGGAGGUUGCAACUCUCAUGAUAUCCUUGUUUGUAGCAGGAUACUGUGUAGGGCCUAUCAUUUGGGGACCUCUCUCUGAAGAGUUCGGUCGUCGACCCGUCUUCAUUGUGGCAUUCAUUGUCUAUGUGGGCUUCCAGAUCGGGAUGGCGCUGGCUAAAAAUACCGCCUCGCUGCUCGUUUUCCGCUUUAUAGGAGGAACCUUCGCUGCCUGUCCUUUGACGAAUUCUGGGGCCAUCAUUUCUGAUAUAUGGGAUGCCCGAACCAGGGGAAAGGCUCUUGCCAUAUUCACGGUAGCUCCGUUUGCCGGACCCGCCUUAGGACCUACAGUCGCGGGAUUUAUAUCUGUAGCAGGUGUCUCCUGGCGUUGGCUUUUCUGGGUCUUAACCAUCUUCGCUGGAGUUUGCUGGAUAUUAAUUAUCGUGGCAAUUCCGGAGACGUAUCGCCCCGUUCUUCUGGUCCAAAAGGCGAAGAAAAUGAGGAAAGAAACGGGCGAUGAUAGAUAUUAUGCGCCAAUGGAAAGAGACACGAAAACGUUAGCCCAGCAAGUUGAGCACGUUCUCGCCAGGCCUUUCAAGAUCCUUUUCCAGGAGCCCAUGCUUAUGGCUAGCACACUAUAUCUUAGCUUCGUCUACGGAUGUCUUUACCUUCUCUUUGAAGCAUAUCCCAUCGUCUUCACCGAGGGUCACGGUUUCAACGCCGGCGUUUCUGGCUUGAUGUUCUUACCCAUCAUGUUAGGUGGUGUUACAGCUGUCAUCGGGUACCUCUUAAUUUGGAACCCUCGUUACGAGAAGGAAAUGGCUCGAUGCGCUCCGGAUCCCGUGGCACCAGAGUACCGUUUGCAUAUGGCCAUUUACGCAUCGCCGCUGUUUGCCGCGUCAUUCUUUUGGUUUGGUUGGACCUCGUUUCCAUCGAUAUCAUAUUGGGCACCAUUAAUGGCCGGAUAUGUUAUGGGCUUUUCCAUUAGCUGGAUAUUUUUGAGUUUCUUCAACUACAUCAUUGAUACGUACUUGAUGAUUGCUGCUUCGGCACUUGCUGCGAACACUGUGUGUCGUAGUCUGUUUGGUGCAGCUUUCCCCCUAUUUGCUACUCAAAUGUAUACUGCUCUCAACCCUCGUUGGGCAUCAUCACUUUUGGGAUUUGUCGCGCUCGCUAUGGUGCCGCUGCCUCUAUUAUUCAUAAAAUACGGUCAUAUUCUUCGAAUGAAGUCCAAGUACGCACCAACGAAAAGACUACCGGCAACAUGUCCAAAAGAGUCGGAUAAGACCGCUGCUUGAACUUCACGAUUCAUGACUUUAUUUUAGCAUAUAUUAUUACAUCUAUCUCAGUUUGGUUUCCCUCACAACUAUGUAUUUUUACACAUUUACGAUCUUUGCACUAUAUUAGCUGGUAGAUAGUUCAUGAUGCACUACAUAUACAUACCACUCAAAUAAUCACUUGGACAGCUGAAUACAACAUGAUGAUGCAAUGUCGAUUAUGUGAUGCGAGCGAACUUUUUAGUUGCCG
This is a messenger RNA of Desarmillaria tabescens, 2060 nucleotides long. Its product is annotated as MFS general substrate transporter. Gene Ontology annotation, molecular function: transmembrane transporter activity. Gene Ontology annotation, biological process: transmembrane transport. The record is from RefSeq and is a predicted model, not a curated record. Gene Ontology annotation, cellular component: plasma membrane. Lineage: Eukaryota; Fungi; Basidiomycota; Agaricomycetes; Agaricales; Physalacriaceae. Bases 269 to 1831 code for a protein of 520 amino acids. The transcript is spliced from 17 exons.